Dentiscutata erythropus is the source of this 1161-nucleotide messenger RNA. NCBI's taxonomy places the organism in Eukaryota, Fungi, Glomeromycota, Glomeromycetes, Diversisporales, Gigasporaceae. The record is from the annotation of a GenBank genome assembly.
GACACAUUUGAAAUGCAAGUGGAUGCAAUUAAACCUGGUCAAAAUGUAAUUAUUGUAGAUGAUUUAAUUGCUACAGGAGGCACGGCUGCGGCGGCUGGACAACUUGUGGAAAAAAGCGGUGGGAAACUUUUAAAAUAUAUUUUUUUGAUUGAAUUAGCAGAUUUAAAUGGUAGAAAAAAUCUUGGCUUAGAAUUAAUGAUUCGACGUCAGAUUUCAGAUAUAUCUUAUAAUAUGAUUUUACAGGCAAUCAAUAAUGAGGAUGCAUCCAAUGCUUUAGUUAAUGAUAAAAUUAGGGAGCAUAUCCCAAUUAAUGCGAAAGAUCGAAUCUUUCUUUACUGGUCUUUUCAUCCAAAAUAUAUACUUGCAAAUACUAUUUGUCCAGAGCUUGCAACCAGUGGCUGGUUUAAGCCUAUUCAUGUUCCUUUGGGUUUAAGCAAACUGUUUCAUGACUCUAAUUAUGUGAACAGUUUAUCUAUGAGAGAGGGGUUACUCAUGAGAUUGUUACUACUUGGCAGUCCGGGUUCGGGUAAAGGAACUCAGUCUUCUCGCAUACAAAAAAAAUUCAAUGUUUCAGUUAUAUCGAGUGGUGAUAUCCUUCGUCAAAAUAUAGCUCGCGGAACAAAAAUUGGUAAAAUUGCUGCCAGAGAAAUCGAACGUGGAGCCUAUGUAUCGGAUGAUAUUAUGAUUGAGCUCAUUACGAAAGAGCUUCAGAACAAACAACAGAAUUGGUUGCUGGAUGGCUUCCCUCGAACUAUUAAUCAAGCUAUAGCUCUGGAUGAUAGAAUGGCCAUGACAGACCGAUCAUUAAAUUUAGUAAUCAAUCUAAAUGUACCGGAAGAAGUAAUAUUACAACGAAUCAUGGAUCGAUGGGUACAUGUACCAUCUGGACGUGUUUAUAACCUAAGUUAUAAUCCUCCAAAAAUAAAUGGUCUUGAUGACAUUACUGGAGAAAAACUGACAAAACGUUCUGAUGAUAAUCCUGAGACAUUUAAGAUUCGUCUUCAAAAACAUAGAUCUUUAACUGAACCGUUAUUAGAAUAUUAUGCGAAACGUAAUAUAUUAAUUACUUUUCACGGUCGUACAAGUGAUGAAAUUUAUCCACAAAUUGAAAGAGAACUUUUAAGACGAUUUGGUAUCGGAAAUUUAGGUAUUGAUAAUUAA